AUGGACUCCUGUUCCUCCUCUCCAAAGCCAAAAUCUUUCAAACAAGCCUGUGAUAAUUGUCGCAGGCGCAAAAUCAAAUGUUCCCGAGAGCUGCCGUGCGACAAAUGUCAGCGCCUUCUCCUCUCCUGCUCCUAUAGUGACGUUCUCCGUCGCAAAGGCCCCAAGUUUCGGACGCUGUAUCCUCUGGCGCCUAUACAUCCUCUGGUGUCAAGACAGCGGAAUAUUCUCCAAUGCCAUGGGCAGCAAUACUCUGGAGACAAAGAAUGGUUCCCCGAUCCCAUGGGCUACCCUAUAAGUGGUUCCCCAGUGUCUCCUCCCCCUUUCGCACUGGAAGAACCUCAAUAUCCACCAACCGAACACACUGAUUCGUUCAGUCGACUACCGCUUCCGGAGCUGGUCUCCUCCCCUGACUCGACGAAUUCAUUGACGGACUCUGCCGGGGGUGCAAUAUUCCCUUCCCCGCGAAACUUAUCUCCAGCGAUCCUUUUGGCUCAUGUCAAUGUCUAUUUGAAAUACAUGUUUCCUAUCAUGCCGGUUGUGCGAAGGGAAACACUUCAGCAGGAUUGUCAUCAUCCAGAGCGUCUCUCGCCCCAAAGAUACGCCUUUCUGGCCUCAUUGUGUGCCGCAACACAUGUUCAACUGAAGCUAGACGGAGCAGCCCCGGUUGCAGACCCGUCGCAAUUCCAUUCUGGCGUUGAUGGACGUUCUAUGAUGUCCGGGAAAGAGCUGCUCGCAGAAGCUGUGUGGGCCCGGAAGGAGUGUGACCUAGUAGAAGAUAUCGGCAUUGAGAGUCUGCUGACCUCAUUCUUUCUAUUUGCGGCAUACGGAAACCUGGAUCGUCAGGAGCAUGCGUGGUUUUAUCUCUGCCAGACUACAUCUAUGGUAUUUACUCUAGGCCUCCAUCGUGAAUCGACCUAUGCCGAGCUAAGCGUCGAGGAGGCCGAAGAGAAACGACGGAUUUUCUGGCUGGUAUUCGUAACAGAGAGAGGCUACGCCCUGCAGCAAGCAAAACCGGUUAUGCUCCGAAACUCCAUCCACAAGCCACAAGUCCUCUGUUCUGACGACCCUAUCCUUGCUUACGGCUUUAUCAACCUCAUCGGAGUUUUUGAAAAACUCAGUGUCAACUUAUAUGACUGGGUUUGCGCCGGUGGGAGGGAUGGGCCUGGGGAAAUGCCCCCCACUUCUGCCAUCCAGGCUAACCUCAGCAAGCCCAUAUCUCUCGAAGGAGUUUCGGAGAUUCAAAGGGUUGACAUUCUCGUCACGCAGCAGUGGCUGCAAGCCAUGAUGUGGAAGCUCUCCAUGACCCGUCCUUCGCAACCAGGGUCGCGGAAUGACGCAGUUCUUCCCUUCCAUCUCCCUGUACUGGUAGGCAAAGAUGUGAUGUCGGUCAUCGGAGCAGCCUCCCAAGGCGCUGUCGAUGCCCACGGAAUUGGAAUGGAGCAAAAACUGUUUGACCUCGGUACAUCUGUCGCGGACGUCUCACGAUCGCUCUCGACAAAAGCCGCCCAUAGCUUGGCAGAAUCAGCAAUCGAUCCUCGCGAGUUACUUUGGGGCAUGCUCUCUACACUCUCUCGGAUCCGUGGCUCCCAGUCCUACCUUUUCCCUUCACUUCUUGAGCGAUGCAAAGGUAUCGUGGGCCUUGACUGCUCUUUUUCAAUGAGCAACUUUCUCCCUCCUCUCCCGGCUUCUUCUUCCGGAACAUUCGACCCCAUCUCCUCAUGGGCUGCUCAUGAGAACAACCGCAGUAAUACCAACACCGGUGCCUGGGAGAUCAUCUCCCUCCCAGAUAAGCCUCAUGAUCAAAGCAAUGACACCAUGGAAUCGGUCCCUAGAAUACUUCCGCCAACCUCAGGCCCGGCCGAGAUCCCGUUUCAACCGGGGACCUCCUCCCUCCUCGCCUAA
Aspergillus ochraceoroseus IBT 24754 is the source of this 1902-nucleotide messenger RNA. RefSeq names its product putative C6 transcription factor (AmyR). Gene Ontology annotation, biological process: regulation of DNA-templated transcription; DNA-templated transcription. The transcript is spliced from 3 exons. Gene Ontology annotation, molecular function: DNA-binding transcription factor activity, RNA polymerase II-specific; DNA binding; zinc ion binding. Lineage: Eukaryota; Fungi; Ascomycota; Eurotiomycetes; Eurotiales; Aspergillaceae. The coding region runs from base 1 to 1902 and encodes 633 amino acids. The record is from RefSeq and is a predicted model, not a curated record.